AAAACGGAAAGAGAAAGGAGCGACCAAAAAAAGAGAAAAAAAAAAAGAAGUGAAAGAGAAGACUCCGAUUGUAAACAACUAAGCUCUGAAAUCUGCCAUGGAUUUGUGAUUCAUUUCAGCUACACUUGCUUCUUCUGAAGCGUCACUCUCUUCACUCUUCAUUUCUCCCUUCGAUCGUCAUUUUUCUCUGCGUCCAUUGGAUUCCGUAAACGAUGAUGUCCCCGAACAAAUUCCCGGCGGAUCGAGGCUCUCCUCCUCAACCUCUAAGACAAACACCAUUGCAAAUUAUUCAUGUUGCUGCAAAUUUCAUGAGGAUAUGGUCGAUAUACUCCAUGUAUCGCUACUUAACCCAAAGUGGAGCUUCGGUUGUUCUUUUCUUGUUUGCCUGCAUAGCUCCUGCAGCAAUCCUCUUUUUGAUUUUGCAAAAGCCUUGGAAGGGCAGGCCACUUUCUAAUACACAGGUUGUGCCAUCCAUAAUAAAUGGUGCUAUAACAGCACUGUAUUUUGUCUUGUGGGGAAACGGACUGAGAUCAUGUGGACCAGUUAGAGCAAUACUGUCUGAGUAUUCUGGUGCUGUCCUUGGGGUACUAUCUGCACUGUUAUAUGGGAGGAGAAGCAAUUUGUGGAAAAAGAUAGGUGGCCUAGUUGCAAUGUUGGCAUCUCUAUACCUGCUUUCUGAAGGCUGGGCUACAGCAACUUAUUCUCCAUUCUCAUGGGAAGAUAGAGAGGACUCAGAGGCUCAAACUGAACAAGCUCUGGGCUUGAGGCAAAUGCUAGUUCCUAUCUUGGCUGGAAUCCUAUCAGCCCUCAGAAGGGUGAUUGCGAGGCGUGUUUCAAUUAAGAAUCAACUUAAAAGGCGGCUUCAUGCUUUAACAAUUGCCUCGGCAACAUGUUUUAUGUUUCCUUUUGCCAUGUGGGACAUGAUCAUAGGUUCACCUUCUGGCGAUAGUGGAAAGUUGCCAUUCUCUACUUGGGCCUUUUUGAGCACUAUUUUCUUUGGAAACAUUGUGAUAUUCUAUGCUGACAGUAUAGCAGAGGAGAGAUUGCACAUGGUUUUCUCUUCACCAAGACAUUUAACAGUAGCUGGUGCAUGCAUCAUCAUCAUGGAGAAUGUGUACAAGAUGGAUUUUUCUCUCAUUGGCUUCACGGUUUGCUGCUUAAUAUUAGGUUUUGGGAUAUAUGAAGCAACUUCAUUGGAUCGCAGUAGAACGGAUUCAAUAAAAACUUCAGAUUUAUCAAAUGGGGAAUUCGAUAGUCAAAUUCAUAUGUCCUCGCUACCAACCUGAGGUAAGAGCACCAUUUGAAAUUUUGAGCCUCUUUCCAUGUCGAGUUAUGCCGUGAGAGUGUCGCCGCCAAUUUCAUUCUGCGCACUUGUUGCACAAAAGUUGUUCUUUCUCUGUGAAGAUGCACUGUCUACCACUUCUGGGGACUUAGGGCAGAAAGCAUGUUAACCAUCAAGUUCUAUAAUGAUUGAUCUGAUCUUUGGGAGAAUGAAGUACGUUUAACCUACACAGUUCAUUAUUUCACUUCGUACAGGAUCAUUAGUCUGGAAGUUUUUUGUGUAGUUUAGGAGUAAUUUUCUGUCACAAAAGGGGAAGAAAGAAAAUAUUGUGGUCCUGUUGGGCGUUCUUUGAAUAUUGGUAUAACUGACCCCCAUGUACGUUGAGUUGACUAUACAUUUUAAUGAAAAUUACUGGAUCAACCAGCUGGUUAUCCUUUGCUUCA
Messenger RNA from Arachis duranensis, 1725 nucleotides. RefSeq lists its product as uncharacterized. The transcript has 11 exons. The coding region runs from base 213 to 1286 and encodes 357 amino acids. NCBI's taxonomy places the organism in Eukaryota, Viridiplantae, Streptophyta, Magnoliopsida, Fabales, Fabaceae. The record is from RefSeq and is a predicted model, not a curated record.